Messenger RNA from Ipomoea nil (Japanese morning glory), 1287 nucleotides. RefSeq lists its product as uncharacterized. The coding region runs from base 1 to 1287 and encodes 428 amino acids. The transcript has 2 exons. The record is from RefSeq and is a predicted model, not a curated record. NCBI's taxonomy places the organism in Eukaryota, Viridiplantae, Streptophyta, Magnoliopsida, Solanales, Convolvulaceae.
AUGGGAAAGAAGCACAUCUUGGGGUUUCUGAAAGAGAGAAUUCUAGGAAAGGUAAGGAGUUGGAACGCUAAGUUUUUGUCUAAAGCUGGCCGUGAGGUACUGUUGAAAAAUGUAAUCCAGGCAAUGUCGUCCUAUGCGAUGAUGGUUUUUCUGUUACCCUCAGGCAUUUGUAAGGAAAUUGAGACCCUGAUGAACGAGCACCGGUGGACAGGUUCAGUGAAUAAUGGCAAGGGGAUAAGGUGGAGGACAUGGGCGGGCUUGUUUGCACCAAAAGACGCCGGGGGGUUGGGCUACUGCUCGCUGCGAGAGAUGAAUAUGGCUUUGCUUGGCAAACAAGCGUGGCGAUUGAUUACCAAACCCUCAUCAUUGGUGGCAAGGAUUUACAAGGCACAGUAUUAUCCUAACUCUACCUAUUUUGAAGCAACUGCAGGUAGUAACCCAUCCUUUAUUCGGAGGGGGUUACUAGAGGUCCAAAAUAUCUUAAGGGAUGGCUGCAGGCGUAGUAUCGGGAAUGGCCUGGACACGGUUAUAGGGAAACAUGUGUGGCUUCCAACACAAGAUGAGCCGUAUAUCAUAACUCGAGUAUGCGAAGCAAUUUACCUAUCACCAGUAGCUACACUUUUCAAUACCCAAGGUACGGGAUGGGAUGUUGACCGCAUUAAUACAAUAUUUGAUGCCCGUGAUGUUAAAUUAAUUUUGAACAUACCUAUCUCCAUCAGAAAACCACAGGAUUCGUGGAGGGAACGGGAGAGUGCUUACCAUAUGUUUGUUCAGUGUACUGAAGCUGCAAAAAUAUGGAAUAUUCUUGGGAUACUUGUGAUUAAUGCAGUUCAUAGUAAAGUUAUUGAUUGGCUUUUUCAUACUGUUUCACUCUUAUCUACUGAUACGCUUGGCAAAUUUAUCAUGGCAUGCUGGGGUGUAUGGCAAAGUCGUAAUGAGAGUGUUUGGAAUGGAAUUCUUUUUUAUGCUAAUACUAUGCUGCUACGUUCAAUUACCUUUUGGCAAAACUGGCCACAUGUUAAUGCUAAGGAAACUGCAGGGCAUUCGCCAACAAGGGAUGAGUUUUGGGUCCUGCCAACAAUUGGGCGCCUAAAGCUCAAUACGGACGCAUCGCUGAAUCACGCUAACAAUGUUAUGGGCUUAGGGUUGGUGCUACGGGAUCAUGAAGGAACCUUCUUGGCGGCAAAGAAUGUACGUAUGGAUGGAGUUUAUAUAGUUAAUGAAGCUGAAGCUAUCAAUUUGAGGGAAGCUUUAAGCUGGCUAAAGGAUACGGGUAUGGGCUUGUAA